Messenger RNA from Penicillium olsonii, 2058 nucleotides. The record is from the annotation of a GenBank genome assembly. NCBI's taxonomy places the organism in Eukaryota, Fungi, Ascomycota, Eurotiomycetes, Eurotiales, Aspergillaceae.
AUGCCAACAUCCUUCAAAAAUGUCGUCAUCGCAGUAAGCGGGACAUUUCCCAACUUGCGACAAGCCGACGUGAGGGCCCUUGUUGAAAACAACAGCGCCAGAUUCAGCACGUCAGUCACAGAAGAAUGCACUCAUCUUGUGACUACACAAGCCGACGUUGAUAAGCAAUCGACAAAAUGUGAGUUCGCUAGAAUCACUGUGAGGUUUCAUGGUCGACUAACAUAUCGAUCAGACAAAAAGGCCAACGGCCUUCCCAAUUGUCAGAUUGUCUCACUCUCUUGGCUUCUCGAAUCAGUGCAGGCCAAAAAGCCUCUGCCAGAGUCAAAAUAUACUUUUGACGACGAGGAGCAAACGCCACAGACAAGCACAACGAAGCAAGAAAAUGGCGAUGGCGAUGGCGAUGCCACCGAUACGGUUGCCGAGACAAAGUCAAAAGCCAGAAAGCGAAGCGCAAGCGGGGAAGAGACAGGAGCGUCAAAGAAGAAAGCCAAAGAUAUUCAAAAGGCUACAGCAAAGUCCCUGAAUAUCCCCAUCGAUGAGGGGUUUAACAAGCGGGGCGGCCCAUUCAUGCAGCCAACGGUUUACGUUGAUGACGCAGGUUUAAUUUGGGACGCAACUUUGAGUCAAACAGUGGCAUCAGACAAUGCCAACAAAUUUUAUCGCAUCCAGCUGUUGGCCGGCACCAAGGGAAACUUCAUGACUUGGACACGAUGGGGCCGAGUUGGCGAGAAUGGCCAGUCUGCUGCCCAGAACUUCACAGAUCUGCAAGGUGCUAUCGCGCUGUUUGAGAAGAAGUUCAAAGACAAGUCGGGCUUGGCCUGGGAAAACCGGCUUGGUACCCCCAAGAACAAGAAGUACACCUUCCUUGAGCGCAACUAUGAAGAAGAUGAAGAGGAGGAAGAAAAAGCACCCAAGGUUAAGAAAGAAGACAACAGUUCCGCGGUCGAAAGUCUUUUAUCGAAACCUUUGCAAGACCUGAUGUCUUUCAUUUUCAACCUCGAUCACGUUCUGCAGGCACUUGCAUCCAUGUCCUACGACGUGCAUAAGCUUCCGCUGGGCAAGCUUAGUGACCGAACUUUGAAGAGUGGAUUCUCCGUUCUAAAGGAACUGUCUGAGGCUAUCUCUGAUCCAGCCUCGGUGCCAGCCAAAUAUGGCACAGCUUAUGGUCCAACAAUUGAGCACCUGACCAACCGGUACUUUACACUCAUCCCUCACGUCUUCGGACGUAACAGACCUCCUAUCCUGGGCACCGAUGCCCAAAUCAAAAAGGAGGUCGAAUUGCUUGAAGCCCUGACCGACAUGGACGUCGCCAACGAGAUCAUGACCGAGUCAAAGGAGAGCGACCAAAUCCACGAACUGGAUCGACAGUUCCAAGGUCUAGGAAUGGAAGAAAUGGUGGAAUUGGACCAUUCGUCACAAGAAUUCGAGGAACUCGAAAGCUAUCUCCAAAACUCCCGUGGCAGCACACAUCGCAUGGACUACAAAGUGAUCAACAUCUUCCGCAUUGAGCGCCAAGGCGAAAACGACCGCUUCAAUUCUUCCAAAUACGCCAAUAUCCAAAACAGCGAUCGCCGUCUCCUCUGGCACGGCUCCCGCAGUACCAACUUCGGUGGUAUCCUCAGCCAAGGUCUUCGCAUCGCACCCCCAGAAGCUCCAGUCAACGGGUACAUGUUCGGCAAAGGCGUCUACCUAGCCGAUACUUCCAGCAAGUCUGCAAACUACUGCUGUCCCUACAACAGCGGUGGCAUGGGUCUGCUGCUUCUUUGCGAUGCUGAAGUAGGUGCGCCCAUGCUUGAGCUUGAGAACAGUAACUACAACGCUGGGGAGGAUGCUCUCAAGGCUGGCAAAAUUGCUACCCUUGGAAAAGGCCACAUCGUGCCUGGUGGAUGGAAAGAUGCCGGUUGUGUUAAUCCUGCUCUGGCGGGCGUGAAAAUGCCGGAUGUUACUGCUAAGAAGUCCAAUACUAACCGGCAUGUUGGGCUCUGCUACAAUGAGUACAUCGUCUACGAUGUCGCGCAGAUUCGCCAGCGAUAUCUAUUCCAGGUUCGCAUGAACUAA